AUGGAUAACCUUCGCCUAACAACAGCUCUCAACUCGUUUACAUUACCAGUCAAUGCCGAACAACAUCAACCUUUAUGGGAAACCAUGCAACAAAAUGCAUACUUUUGUCUACAGCGCACAAAGUUUGGCAGAUUUUCAUUUAUACACAACGUGGUUGGCACAAUGCAGAGCGUCUUGGAUACCAGUAAACAGCUACCCUAUCGACUUCUUUACCAAUGUGCGGAUGGUGCCUGGUGGCAGAUUGGUGCUACAGAUAAUGAAAAGAAUGCCAACAUGGUUUGGACCUGGAUUUAUGAAAACUUGUAUCCAUCGCUGAGGAUGCUUGAUGAUGCCGAAAAGGAUGAAUUCCUCCAUAUCAAAAUCAGCUCUCUUGUGGCACGUAGAGAUGGAGAAAGCGAUGAUACAAAAGACCAUGAUCAUUCAACAUCGACCUAUUUUCGACACAUUUUCGACUUGGCCGAGACCGAGCGUCUAGUCAAUUGCUAUUCUUGCGGAUACUCGGUAAACUGGUUCACUAGUCAAGGAUGGCUCUACAUCAGUGAAAACUACCUUGGCUUUUAUUCGUCAUUUUUGGGAUAUGAGACCAAAGUCUUGAUUGAGCACAAGGACGUGGAAAUCAUUACAAAGGAGAAAUCGGGCGUGUUUUCCAAUGCCAUCAAAGUAGUGAGCAAGGACGAUGGUGAGACUCAGCAUCUCUUUUCAAACCUUCUUGAUCGGGACGCGGUUUAUGAUGAAUUGAUACAAUUGACCGGGGUUGCCAUGCAACGCGUACUCAAAAGUGCAGCUCUGGAAUACCACUUGUGUCCUUCUAGUUCCGAUUCAUGCAGCACCGCCAACAUGAGUGACAGUAGCAACAGCAGCAGCACUACUCGGCGUAACAGUAGCACACAAGCUGGUGCAACCUUCUCCUCACAGCCUUUGAAAAAAGACCUGGAAGCACAACGCCGAGAUGAGCAUUUUCGAAACAAAUUCAGAUUACCUUGUACCGAGAACUUGCUGCUUCACGUUGGUGCUACACAAUUCAACAACCCACAUCAUCCCAUUCGUGGCCGCCUAUCGCUCUCUCCCGCUUUUUUGAUAUUCCAUGCUAUUGACAAUGAUUCAACAACGGCACAACAACAACAAUAUGAAUGCGUGAUACCCCUUUGUGCCAUACGACAAAUUGAGCGCCUUUUGGAUAUCAGCUUUAUGCUUUCAAUCAAGAUCACUGAUUGCUAUCAAAAUACCACCAAGUUUUGGUUUGAGCAUAUUAACAGAGACGAGUACGAAGAAAUUUGGUAUCAUCUGACAACAAAUACACGUCAACAACAAGAGCGCCUCCAAGCAACCACCGACCAUCUUAUUACAUGGCUUCCCUCAGAACGUUUACUACGACAUGAGAAGGCACACAGUGACAUCACUGAUGCACCUGGUGGUGGGUUGGGGCUAUUGUUUGGCUUUCCAGGUGAUGAGAUCAAGACGAGAGACAAGGUCAAGAUGGAGUUAUGGAAGGAUUACUUUGAAGCACAUGGGCGCAACUUGAUGAUAGCCAAGACUCGCCGAUUUGCACAGCUUGUUCAUGCAGGACUACCCAAUCGUUUACGGGGUGAGAUUUGGGAGAUAUGUACUGGUUCAAUUUACGAGCGUGUCAUGAACCCGAACAUUUACCGAAGCAUCCUUGAUGAAAACAAGCACAAAAAGUCAUCAUCUCUUGAAGAGAUUGAAAAGGAUUUGACAAGAUCACUUCCAGAAUACCCAGCAUAUCAAACACCAGAAGGCAUUGCACGUUUACGACGUGUGUUGACAGCGUAUUCGUGGAAAAACCCAGAGCUGGGGUAUUGUCAAGCUAUGAAUCUAGUGGUAUCCGUAUUCCUGAUCUAUAUGAGCGAAGAACAAGCGUUCUUCAUGCUUACAAAGCUUUGUGAAGACAUGCUACCGGGCUAUUAUGGUCCUUCAAUGUAUGGCGCUUUAUUGGAUGAGCAUAUCUUUGAGGAGAUGUUACGAGACGCCAUCCCUGAUUUGCAUCAACAUGUUUCAAAAACCGGGAUCCAGCUAUCCAUUUCAUGCAUGCCAUGGUUUUUGACACUGUUUGUCAGCUCAUCAAUGCCGCUCUUAUUUGCAUUUCGGGUGAUGGAUUGCUUUUUUAUGAAUGGGCCUCGAGUGCUUUUCCAAAUUGGCUAUUCUCAAGAUAAACAAGGAGCUGCUUUUGCAAGCUAA
Molecule: messenger RNA, 2196 nt
Organism: Lichtheimia ornata
Lineage: Eukaryota; Fungi; Mucoromycota; Mucoromycetes; Mucorales; Lichtheimiaceae
Exons: 12
Coding region: 1-2196 (731 amino acids)
Source: RefSeq, a predicted model, not a curated record